UGCAGGUCCGUGAAUGCGAUUCAUGGAUGCGAUAUGUUGGUGCGAUUGACAGCCAUGAGCACUCUUACCCCAUGCCAUGCGAUACCAUUCAGCGCAUGCAGAGACACAUAUAUACUGUUCAGCAAGGUUCUUCUCUUCACACAUAGGGGGAUCCCUCUCCGCUUCUCGACUGCAUGAACACGUGUGUGUCUCUGGGUGGGUCGGUGAGUAAAUGGCACACCUGAACUGGCGUUCGUUGAGCGCCUUCUUCAUCUUGAUGCUGCGCAGCAUCGACUGCACACACAAUGGCGAGCAGAAGACUCGUUGGGGUGCCUGUUUGCCGGCCGCUGUGCUGUGCCUGCCUCAUUCGCCUACCUCGGCAAUGCAAGUGUUAAUGACGCCGUGCUCGUCGACGUUGAUCCGCCCGGCGCCACCAGAAAACUGCAUCCAUCCAUCCAUCCAGACGCACACAUGUUUGUGUGUGGUGUGACGGCCUGCCUGAGUCACAUACUAUGAUGGGUAUCUCGGCCUUGAGUCGGUCCAGGUUGGCAUUGCAGUAGCGCAGCAGCUGCCUGUCGUCGCGAACUGUCGCAGUAGUGGCAUCCACAGAACCACACAGGAGGCGUGAGACAUGACGUGGCGCUCUGUGUGUGUGUGUGUGUGUAUACUUGUGAAAGUGCGAUCCUGUGCCUCCCGCUCCUGGCGUCUCCUCAUGAAGCUGUUCUCCCUCAGAGUCUGCAGCAUCCGCGGCGUCUCGCGCUCGACCAUAGCACGCUGCACGUGCACAGCCAUGACAUACGCAGCUCUGGUGUGUGUGUCGAAGGGCUGGCUGUCCGUGCGGACAAACCUGGACCAGCAUUCUGACGUAUCUGUAGAGGGGCACCAGCUCAUUCUCAUUCACUCCAUUCUCCUCCACAAACUCGACCACCCUCUGACACACGGACACACUCACACACAUGUACAAGCACCCGUCAUCCCCAAUCUCUCUCCCUCUCGCUCACUCACGCGUUUGCAUUUGGUGCCGCUGGUCUCGUGCGGCUGGAUGGUCAGCACAGCCGUGCGGUACUGCUGGUCGCUGCCCAGGCCCACCUCCAGCUGCACAAGGUUCGGCCCAGCCCUGGGGUCGUUGGCCGGCAGGUAUUGGAGGCUGGUGAUCGGCUGCAGCACCACCCGCUCGGCUGCCUUGUCCAGCGACACAGGAUGGUAGUGCCCAGAUGCUGUGGGGGAGGCCACACUCUCCAGCAACGAACGAAGCGCACUCUCCCUAAUAAACAGAUAGAACCAGACAGACAGAGGAGACAGGCCGCUUCUCCCUCUCUGUGUGUGUAUGUGUACCAGUUGUCUCGCUCUCUUUCGUCUCUGAACUCCAGCAGGGUGAGUGCCGGUCUGCCGUGGCCACUCCCGGGAGAUCCACCGCCGGCCAUAGGCGAGGAAGGGUCCGGAAAGGCCGAGGGCGGGUGGCCUAUGACCAGCACCGGCAGGCCGGCCUCCUCGGCAUGCAAAUCCGUGUAGAGCUGCGCCUGCAGACGACUGAUCUUGCUGAUGACGACUGCACCACGCAUACAUACAAACAGAAAAACCAUGGCACACAACCAGAAUGACACUGCACGUGUGUUUGCGUGUGUUACUUUUGAUGGGGUCGCCUCGCUUCUCGCUCGCAAUGGUGAGGACCUGCAUCUUGUUGUCAACACUUACAAUCGCACGCUGCAACGGGGAAACGGGGACAGCACAGCGGCAGCCACGCAGAACGAGUCGGACCACGAUUCACCCCUGCCGGCUUCCUUACCUCUUUGGUGAGGUGUCUGGUGGAGCGGAAGUAGCAGCCCGUGGGUCUGCGGAGGACCUCCAACAUGUGCACACCCGCCGUCGCUUUGAGGACCAAAUGAAUGAGAAGAGUUGACUCUUUCGACGAGGCCGACACGCGGUCAGCCAGGAAAAUGCGGCAGAAAGGAGACGAAAGUGCACAGCAAACGAACUGUAACCGUAGAAUCCUUCAAUUUGUCA
Molecule: messenger RNA, 1983 nt
Organism: Vitrella brassicaformis
Lineage: Eukaryota; Vitrellaceae
Source: the annotation of a GenBank genome assembly